AUGGGUUCACCAAGUGCAUCUCAUAGAAUCUUUGAAUAUGGCUUUCUGAACAAUUACAAUACCAAGCAGCACAAAGUUGAGUUAAAGCCUCUAUUCUCAGCUUUUCAAUGGAGGGCUUUAGCUGUCACAAUCUUCAAGUCAUUUGUAUUGUUCGUUGUACUUCAUCCACCGGAACCUUGUUCAAGCUCGAAAGAUGAUGAUGAUUACUUGCCGCUGGACAAUGAAAAAGAAGAGCAGCAUGUGGCAGAUUAUGUUGUUCCACUCAAAAAAUUAGUAAAGCAAAUUCUUCGUGACACUACUGUUGUAACUACUAGGCAGAUACUAGAACGAAUUUCUGUGCAUUAUGUUUCAAGGAGAAUGGCAUGCAAACUUCUCAAAGAUGUUCCAAAGUCGGCCAUGAGGAAAUCUGGAAGAAGAUUGCCUACUGUGGUUUUCAUUUUCAGUGUUAGUAGAGCAACCUUCAGAGGGGAAGGUCUUGGUCUUGCAGCCACAUGGCUCAUCGAAGUUGGCAUUGAAAUCAACCGAAUUAUUUCUCGCAUGAUAAGGUCUAGAGAAGAGGAUGACGAUGACACUGAUUUGGGAGAACAACUUAAACUUCUGGGGAAGAAGGUUUCAGGUACUAGUAUCCGGUGUGGCGCAUCACUAGCUUUUGGUUCCAUUGGAGCAGGCAUAGGUGCCACCCUACCCUUAUCCGCCCUUCAAUGGGUCAGCAUAUUGCGUGACGAGGUAUCUAUUACUUAUCCGUGA
Messenger RNA from Malus domestica (apple), 747 nucleotides. The record is from RefSeq and is a predicted model, not a curated record. Lineage: Eukaryota; Viridiplantae; Streptophyta; Magnoliopsida; Rosales; Rosaceae.